This is a messenger RNA of Homarus americanus (American lobster), 907 nucleotides long. RefSeq names its product extensin-like. The record is from RefSeq and is a predicted model, not a curated record. NCBI's taxonomy places the organism in Eukaryota, Metazoa, Arthropoda, Malacostraca, Decapoda, Nephropidae. The transcript is spliced from 2 exons. The annotation marks the transcript as partial.
CCCACAACCCCCGCCCACAGCCCUCCACAACCCCGCCCACAGCCCACAACCCCUGCCUGCAACCCGCAACCUCCCGCCCACAGCUCCACAACCUCCGCCCACAGCCCACAACCUCCUGCCCACAGCCCACACAACCCCGCCUCCUGCAACCCGCAACCUCUGCCCACAGCCCACAACCUGCCCAGCCCACAACCCCCACGCACAGCCCAUAACCCCGCCCACAGCCAACAACCCCACCCACAGCCCAUGCCCACAGCCCCUGCCCACAGCCCACAAUCCCCUGCCUACACCCCACACCCCACCACACCCCCACACCCCUGACCCACAGCCCACACCCCUGACCAGCCACCCCCUGCCCACAGCCCACCGCCGACCACAGCCCACACACCCGACCACAGCCGACUACCAUAAUUUCACGACCAGCAGCCCACACCCCUACGACCGUAGCCCACACUCCCCUGCCCACAGCCCACAACCCCCGCCCACAGCCCCACAACCCCUGCCUUCUUACAACCCACAAUCCCCGCCCACAACCCCCGACCACAGCCAACAAAAACCCCUGCCCACGGGCGCCCGCCCACAGCCCACAACCCCGACCAUAGCCACAAAUCCCGCCUACAGUCCACAACCCCAUCCACUGCCCACACCUGCCCAGAGCCCACAGUCUCCCCGCCCAGCCCAUGGAUUAACAGCCCACAACCCAGCCCACGCCAGGCCUCCACAACCCAGACCAUCCCUGCCCAAACCCACACCCCCUGCCCACAGCACUCACCCGCCCACUUCCCCACACCCCCCGCCUACAGCCCACAGCCCACAGCCCCUGCCCUCCACAGCCCACACCUCCCUGCCCACAGCCCGUCAUGUCCCUGCCCACACCCCCCCGGCCCACAGCCCAUCCCCGCCUUAG